AUGUCUGACGCAGGGACGGGCGCCGCGGCGGGCGAGGGCGCGGGCGCGGGCGGGGGCGCGGGCGCGCGGCGCGCGUCGGAGCGCGACCUGCCGGCGCGGCUGGCGGCCGAGCCCGUGAAGCCCAGCAAGAGCACGCCGGCGCUGCACCACGCGCACGCGCCGCCGCCCUCCCCGCACCACGCCGCCGCACUCUCGCCGCAAUCCCAGACCUCUCUUAUAUCAAGCAUGAACAUGUCGAAGUUGAGGGGAGGUGCAGCCGGCAUGGCGCCGAGCAAAUCGCACAGCAGCCACAACCUCUCGGCGCCGAACGAUCUGUUCUACCAAAACCUGUCGUCUGUGCACGCUCAACAGCACCCGUUGCAAGACAGAUGGUCAUCGCUUCGUAGCUCAACAGGAAGCGGUCGACCCCAAUCUGCACACUUCUCCGCGACCUCGCCCGAACAGCUUCCGGAUGGUACUAACACGUUGCCACAUCAGGUUAACCAAGCAAAUGCCGCCAACGCUCGAGCCGCUAAAUUGGCAGAGAUGUCUGAAGAAGUUACUAGGCGACAACAACAACAACAGCAACAACAACAAAUGUAUCAACAUCAUCAUCAGCAACAGCAACAGUUACAACAACAGCAACAAAUGCAACAACAUCAGUUACAACAACAACAAUUACAACAGCAACAAAUACAACAAUACCAGCAGCAGCAACAACUUCAACAGAAGACAAACAACUACCCAAACCAGCAGAUGCACGUGCAUGCGAACAUGCAGCCGGGCCAAGGCAUGCACAUGCACAGCCCGCAAAGCCAGCAUGUGCACGCGCAGUACACGCCCCAGAUGCCACAAAUGCACGUCAACAUGCACACGCAGUACUCGCCCGCGCCGCAGCAUAUGCAGCCACAGAACAAUCAAAUGUACCAGAAUCACGCUCAGUCUCAAAGAUACGAUUGGUACCCGCCCGGGCCGCCGUCACCGCAGCGCAGCCAGCCACCUGUUGCUCCUAAACCUAUCUCGCAGCCUACAAGAAAAUCUGAAACAGAGGCCGAAGAUCUCUACCAGCAGUCACAACAGCCGCAGCAGCAAGCUUCAACUGUACAGCCUGAUGAUGAGCGGUACGUGGCGAGCGCGCUGGAGCCGCCGGCGGUGUCGGUGUACCCGGUGGGCGCGCCGGCCGCGCGCGCGCUCGCGCCGCACAACCCCUGGCAGCGCGAGGAGCGCGAGCGCCAGGCCGAGGCGCGCCGCCAGGCCAACCGGGCGCGCAGGGACGCGGCCAUCGCGCAGCUGGUGUCGCUGGGCGCGGCGCGCACGCCCGUGCAGAACCAGCAGCUGCGCGCGCUGCAGCUCGAGCGGGACUUCGAGCGCCGCGCCACGCAACACCAGGACGACAACGCGGGAGCGGACGGCGGCGGAGCGGAGGAGAGCCCGUCACCGGAGCCCGAGCCGGAGCCCGAGCGCGAGCGCCAGCUGCCGCCGCCCAAGUCUAUACUCAAGACCAACCAGCGCGUGGACCUCACUAACGGCUACACGCACACUUCACAUACGAGCAUAAUGGAAGAGAGUCGCGUAUCAGAACUGAGCAGCAGCAUGGCGAACAUAUCCGUCUCGAGCGCCGGCACGAGCAACCCGCCGCCGCCGCCCGAGCGCGGCUCGUCCUUCGCGGUGAUGGCCACGCGCCGCCUGGACGCGCCCGCCCCCGCGCCCCACGCUCCCCACGCGCCCCACGCCGCGCCGCACGACGCAGCGCUGCCGCCUCCGCAGUCGCCGGUGGGCGGCGCGCGCGACAAGCGUGUGUCGUUCCACGAGCGCGCGCCGCCGCCGCCCGCGCCGCCCGCCAGCUCGCCGCCGCCGCUGGACGCGCCCGCCGCCAGGGAGGACCCUGACCGGUUUAUCGAGGAAGCGGAGAGCAUGCUGGCAGGCGGCGCGUCGCCCGGCGCGGCCGCCGGCGCCGCGCCCGCGCCCGCGCACACGCCCGGCGUCAUCGGCGCGCAGGAGGUCUACAGGGACCCGCGCGCGCGGCGGCUGGCGGAGGCGCAGGCGCGCGCCGCGCCCGCGCCCGUGCCCGAGCAGCUGUCCUUCAAGGAGAAGAUGAAGAUGUUCGCGCUCGAGUCCGGCGAGGCCUCCACGCCCAAGGAUAAGGUGAAAAUAUCACGUGCACAGCGAGACAUAGACGCCGUGCAU
Molecule: messenger RNA, 2166 nt
Organism: Brenthis ino (lesser marbled fritillary)
Lineage: Eukaryota; Metazoa; Arthropoda; Insecta; Lepidoptera; Nymphalidae
Source: the annotation of a GenBank genome assembly